Messenger RNA from Eurypyga helias (sunbittern), 958 nucleotides. RefSeq names its product mitochondrial ribosomal protein L15 (gene MRPL15). Gene Ontology annotation, biological process: translation. Gene Ontology annotation, cellular component: mitochondrial large ribosomal subunit. NCBI's taxonomy places the organism in Eukaryota, Metazoa, Chordata, Aves, Eurypygiformes, Eurypygidae. The transcript has 5 exons. Gene Ontology annotation, molecular function: structural constituent of ribosome. The record is from RefSeq and is a predicted model, not a curated record. Bases 1 to 885 code for a protein of 294 amino acids.
AUGAACGGGAAUGGCGGGAACAAGGCCUUGGAGCUGCUGCGGUCGCUGCCUAGAGUCAGUCUGGCCAACCUAAGGCCCAGUCCAGGCUCCAAAAAGCCGGAAAAAAGACGUGGCCGUGGAAGAUACAGAGGUAGGAAGUGUGGUCGAGGUCACAAAGGAGAAAGACAAAGAGGAAAUCGCCCCCGAUUAGGCUUCGAGGGUGGUCAAACUCCAUUUUACUUGGCCAUACCGAAAUAUGGGUUUAACGAGGGACAUAGCCUCAGACGUCAGUACCAACCACUCAGUCUUCAGAGGCUGCAGUACCUGAUUGAUUUGGGUAGACUUGACCCCACGCAACCAAUUGACUUAACACAGCUCACUAAUGCCAGAGGUGUAACAGUGCAGCCUCUCAAAAGGGAUUAUGGCGUUCAGCUGGUGGAGGAGGGUGCUGAUAUUUUUGCAGCAAAAAUAAAUAUUGAAGUGCAGAGGGCAUCUGAAUUAGCAAUUGCAGCUGUAGAAAAAAAUGGAGGUGUUGUUACAACAUCAUUCUAUGAUCCAAGGAGUUUGGAAAUUUUAUGUAAGCCAGUAGUGUUUUUUCUGCGCGGCCAGCCUAUCCCAAAGCGAAUGCUUCCACCCGAAGAUCUAGUCCGUUACUACACAGACGCCGGGAAUCGUGGGUACCUGGCAGAUCCAUCUAAGGUUGCGGAAGCCAGGCUUGAACUUGCCAAGAAAUAUGGCUAUGUCUUACCAGACAUUACUAAGGAUGAGCUCUACAAAAUGUUAAGCGCACGCAAGGAUCCUAGGCAGAUAUUUUUUGGUCUUGCUCCAGGAUGGAUUGUAAACAUGGCAGACAAGAAAAUUCUAAAACCAACUGAUGAGAAGCUGUUAAAAUACUAUAGCUCAUGAAUUCAGGACUGGAGACAACUGCAGGUGUACAGGAAACAUCUGGGUAUGAAAUAAUGGAUACGAAGUGGUGUUG